This is a messenger RNA of Candidula unifasciata, 459 nucleotides long. The record is from the annotation of a GenBank genome assembly. Lineage: Eukaryota; Metazoa; Mollusca; Gastropoda; Stylommatophora; Geomitridae.
AUGAAUGUUCUCCUAGAGCUACUGGUUGUGACCUUCAAGGUCAUUGGGCUUUGGCUGUUGGCUGUCAUCAAAGCUCUAGUUCCCAGCAGAUUCCAGAGCAAGAAAGAUGUCAGUGACCAGGUUGUCCUGGUGACAGGGGCAGGAAGUGGCAUUGGUCGUCUGCUAAGUGUCAGAUUUGCAAGGUUAGGGUCACGAUUAGUUCUCUGGGACAUUGACGAGCUGGGCAACCAGCAGACGUCUGAACUGGUUCGGUCUGCAGGAAGUGAGGCCUCCAUCUACACUGUGGACCUGUCCAAGAGGGCAGACAUUUAUAAAGCUGCUGAUAGAGUCAAGCAGGAUGUCGGGGAUGUAGACAUCCUAGUCAAUAAUGCUGGCAUUGUGACAGGAAAGAAGUUGUUUGACUGCCCGGAUGAGCUCAUGCAGAAGACAGUGGAUGUCAAUUGCUGUGCACACUUUUGG